AUGAAGCGUAAAUCGAGCCGGAACAACGUUCAGCCAACGAGCAGCAAGCCCAGCAGACCUGCAAAAUGUCAGCGGAAACCUACUCAGCCAUUUGACCAAGGUGUCAAUCCUGCUCCUCCUACUCUGCCGUCGACAGUAUGGCGUCCCGUACGCUUGCCAGAACCAACUCUGCCGCAUAAUCAAGGUACGCCAAGCCCGCCAGAGGCGCUGUUUGUGGCAGAGGAUGAGGAUGUGGUGGAGGAGUCAGCAGCUGACGCUGGGUUGGAUGAUGACAACGAGGUAGAUGAGCAGGUGGAGAACGCGUUAGCUGCUGCCACGGCUGUAGGGGAGGUUACUGCAGGCUCACCUGGGUCAGCUACUGCAGCGUCGCUCGCUCAAUCAAGCCAGCCACAGCGUCCAGAGUCAGAACAAAUUGACGAGGAGCCGCACCUGCACUGGAACUAUUGCGCUUGGUGGACGCUAGGGAAGAAUUCAAUUCCUCAGGCAGCUGUUGCGAGGCGUAAUAAGCCGUUAUACACUGUGGAUGAGGACAGGGUGUGGCAAUGGGCGGAUGGUGUUGUAGAGAAGCAGCUGCCACGGGUAGCUAUUAUUGACAGCUUGACAGCAACGCUCUACUAUACUAGUGGCCGCCAAGCUAAAUCUGAUAGGUGUACUAUAGCACUACAGCGGCGGCAAAGUGCAGCUGGAUGGACUGUUGUUGCAGGAAACUGGUUCGAAUUUGAAGAAGAGCUGGCUGAAAUGGAUAAAGAGAGCGGCCAAAUAAUGACCUGUGACUUUGACUUGGUGUUGAGAGAGCAACAGGCGCCUCAGCCAGCAACUCAGCCAGCAUCUCAACCAGCUCAAAGUACUGCUCGUUCGCGGCCAGGCAUCGUUACUGCAAUCAUGGAGGAGGGUCUCGCUAGUGUUGUUACUAACGAGCGCUUUGCGUCUGGUCAUGCUAUUGGUAUAAGAGACCAUUGGAGGUGUCAGAGUGAGCGCUGUUCGAACAACCCCGGCGUGUGCUGGGUGCGCUUGCUGCCAGGUCGUCAAGUUGAGCGAGCUAGUGAUCAUUAUCCUCUCAACAGCAACAUGAUUGCAAACUGGGCAAGCGCUAUUACACGACAGGAGUGUACUGUUGAAGAGCCAUCGCAGGACCUCCAGCUGCAGUUCAUUAUGUCAAAAGACCGCAGCGCACGAGAGAACAAGCGGCGGAGGAAGUCUUCCCCAGCGUCGUCAAGCUCUAGUCUUGAGAACCUCACAAAAGCAAUACUUGUUGGCCAUCUCGCUCAGUUGAAACAGCCGCAGCAACAGUGUCAACAUCAAUCAGAGCCAUCACAGCGGCAGAGAUGGGUUGACAUCAAGGCAUCAAGGGUGGAGAUGGUUCAACAUACUCGCAACUUUUUCAAUUACUGGAAGCUUAGUAUGCCUCACGUUGGCGAGAAGAUCAGAACCAUCUACACAAUGUGUAAAGAGGAGCAGUACGAUAUCAACAUGCUUAUGGACCCAGUGGAUGGUAUGACAUUUGAGAUGUGGACCUUCUAUGAGAUGCCUCCAAGUAUGCUCUCGCAUCUCCAACGCAAGGCUCACGAUUGGAUGAAGGAUUACACUGGCCUGUCAGAAAAAGACGUACAGCAUAGUUAG
Macroventuria anomochaeta is the source of this 1620-nucleotide messenger RNA. RefSeq lists its product as uncharacterized. The record is from RefSeq and is a predicted model, not a curated record. Bases 1 to 1620 code for a protein of 539 amino acids. Lineage: Eukaryota; Fungi; Ascomycota; Dothideomycetes; Pleosporales; Didymellaceae. The transcript has a single exon.